Rattus rattus (black rat) is the source of this 14251-nucleotide messenger RNA. RefSeq names its product StAR related lipid transfer domain containing 9 (gene Stard9). Gene Ontology annotation, molecular function: ATP binding; lipid binding; microtubule binding. Lineage: Eukaryota; Metazoa; Chordata; Mammalia; Rodentia; Muridae. The record is from RefSeq and is a predicted model, not a curated record. Gene Ontology annotation, biological process: spindle assembly; microtubule-based movement. Gene Ontology annotation, cellular component: centriole; nucleus; cytoplasm.
GCAGUGCUUGUGGCUGGGUCUGUUCGCUGGACGCCGGCCAGGGAUGCUUCCGCCGGACCGCUGUACGGGUCUUGGGUUGUGGCGGAGGGAUGGCGAAUGUGCAGGUGGCCGUGAGGGUCAGGCCUCUCAGCAAGCGGGAGACCAAAGAAGGGGGAAGAAUUAUCGUGGAAGUUGAUGACAAAGUGGCAAAAGUCAGGAAUGUAAAGGUGGACAGUCGACUGGAGAGCUUUGGAGACACCCGGGAGAAGGUUGUGGCAUUUGGCUUUGAUUACUGCUAUUGGUCAGUCAACCCAGAGGACCCUAACUAUGCAUCUCAGGAAGUGGUAUUCCGGGACUUGGGGACUGAGGUACUGUCUGGAGCUUCCAAAGGCUACAACAUAUGUCUCUUUGCCUAUGGGCAGACAGGCUCUGGGAAGACAUACACCAUGCUGGGGACUCCAGCCUCUGUUGGGCUGACUCCGAGGAUCUGUGAGGGUCUCUUCAUCAGGGAGGAUGACUGUGCCUCGAUGCCUUACUCCCGUAGUAUAAAAGUAAGCUUCCUAGAAAUCUACAACGAACGGGUGAGAGAUCUUUUGAAGCAAUCCAAUCAAAAUAAGUCCUACACCUUAAGGGUCAGGGAGCACCCAGAGAUGGGACCCUACGUCCAAGGUCUGUCUCAGCAUGUUGUCACCAGCUAUCAGCAGGUUCUCCAGCUUCUGGAGGAGGGGAUAGCAAACAGGAUCACAGCAGCCACCCAUGUUCACGAGGCCAGCAGUAGAUCCCACGCUAUCUUCACUAUCCACUGCACACAGGCAACCCUACAGAAUAACCUCCCCUCUGAGACUGCCAGCAAGAUCAAUCUUGUGGACCUAGCAGGCAGUGAGAGAGCUGAUCCCAGUUACUGUAAGGACCGGAUUACUGAAGGCGCCAAUAUCAACAAGUCCCUUGUGACUCUGGGAAUUGUAAUCUCCACUUUAGCCCAGAACUCACAAGUGUUCAGCAGCUGCCAGAGCCUCAAUAGUGCAGCCAGCAGUGGGGGUGACAGUGGGAUCCCUAGCACCACUUCUGGGACCAGCAGCGGAGGGGGACCUGCAAGGAGACAGUCUUACAUCCCAUAUCGGGACUCUGUGCUGACCUGGUUGCUGAAGGAGAGCCUUGGAGGCAACUCCAAAACCAUCAUGGUUGCCACUGUGUCUCCUGCACAUACCAGCUACAGUGAGACCAUGAGUACAAUGAGAUAUGCAUCCAAUGCCAAAAACAUCAUCAACAAGCCACAGGUGAACGAGGAUGCGAAUGUGAAGCUCAUCCGAGAGCUCAGAGAAGAGAUUGAGAGGUUGAAAGCCAUGCUGCUGAACUUUGAACUGAGGAACUUCAGCUCACUAAAUGAUGAUCUGGAUGAGAGCCUGCAAGAGCUAGUCUUCCAGAAUGAUUUGAAGAUAGACACGCUGACUCAACACUGGACUCAGAAGCCAAAUAACCGGCAGGCACUCAUGGAGCAUUACGGUGUGGGCAUCAACAGGAAUAGAGCCAGGGUGGUCAUCGACUCCAGCCUGCCACACCUGAUGGCUUUGGAGGACGAUGUGCUCAGCACAGGCAUUGUGCUUUAUCACCUCAAGGAGGGCACAACAAGAAUAGGAAGGAUUGAUUCAGACCAGGAGCAGGAUAUCGUCCUUCAGGGCCAGUGGAUUGAGAGAGACCACUGCACAAUCACUAGCACUUGUGGGGUGGUCAUUCUCCGGCCUACCCAAGGUGCACGCUGUACAGUCAAUGCGGAGGUCACUGCUUCCUGCCGUCUGACACAAGGAGCUGUCAUAACACUGGGGAAAGCACAGAAGUUCCGAUUUAACCACCCAGCCGAGGCCGCUGCGCUGCGGCAAGAAAGGCUCAAGGUUGGAGAGGUUCUUGGCAGCAGUGGCUCUUUGGAAUGGCUGGAUUUGGAUGGAGAUGUCAGUGCCUCAAGACUGGGUCUCUGUCCUGUGCUCAGGAAGGAGAGGAGAGUGCUGGAAGAGCAGAGUGACAAGGACCAGCAGCCAUUAAGAAAUGGCGAGAUUUCCUACAGAGCCCAGACUGAGCAGCAGCAGUGCCAUGUGGAGGCUCUGAAGCAGCAAGCCAAAGAAGGACAGAGUAGAGUCCAGAAGGAGCUAAAACUGGACCAGACACAUAUCAACCGACAGAUAACAGACAACCAGCAGUGGCUACUCAGAGAAGAGACCUGGCUAUCCAACUUACGAGAGACACAACAAGAAGGCGACUGUGGAGAAGAGAAAGAGCUUGAGGCCUUUGUGGCACCUGAUGCUUGGCUCCCAACAGUUCCUCAGACUCCACCAUCUCCACUGGUCCAAAGCCAGAAGAGGGUGGUGCAGCCCCGGUGCUUGCGGAAACAUACUUCUCGGGCUACAGUGUGGAACAUUAGGCAGAAAAAGGUAUCGUUCCAGCUGGAGAGAAUUAAGAAGCGGAGGCUGCUGGAAGCCCAGAGGAGACUGGAGCAGCUCAAUGCACUCUUCUGGAUCCAGGAUGAUGGCACCUCCAAGGCCCCAAGUCGGGCCUCUAGCUCUAACACCACAGGCUCAGGAUCUCAGCGUAGAAGCAGAUGGACAACUUGCAGCUCUCUGAGUCUCCAGAGGCUCUGCAGUCAACGCCUGUCCCAGCUACGCAGUGCUGUCAUGAACUGGGAUCCUUCGACCAUGUCACCACCUGUGCCUGAUCUGACUCAGCAAAAGCCAGAGAAAACCCUGUCAACAGAUACUGUUCCCCAGGCUACAGCCUGUCCUCCAAGGACAGGAUGCCUGGGCAGGAACAGCCUCCAUUCAUCACGGUGGAGGAAGUUCUCUCCAUCCAGGGGAGCCUCUGUCAGUAGCCAAAAAAUUGAGUCAUUGGGUAAGCAGCCCUGUCAGAUGUCAUCCCAGGGUCAAUCAACUAAGAAACAAAAACCAACAGAUGGUUCAAGGAUCUUCACCCCUGCUGCCCAGACCAAGGCUAAGGGACUAGUAGCCUCUGUCAACACACAAACUGUAUGGCAAAAAGAAGAGAGCUGUGGAACCUACAAGGCUCCUAAGGAAACUACCUCCCAUCCUACGUAUCUCAGCGGAUCGGAGCAAGCAGCUGGGCAUAGAAAAGUAGUCAAGACUUCUCUGGCAGAAUCCAAACCACCUCCUCCAAGCAGGGCAUCAAAAAAGCAUCAGAGGGUGCUGGCAGCUAGGGCCAGAGACAUUGCCAAAAAGUUCUCUCGUUUGUCUUGUGGCUGUCCUUUAAAAAAACAACCUAGUGCAGAGGAUCCAACCUCCUUCACAGAUUCUAGACCUAUAAUGGACCAUGUAAGGGAAGAGGACAAAGAUUUAUCUGACACUGAAAGUAGUUACUCAGUGGAUUCUCUUUCUUACAUCUAUGCCAAAGUCCCAAAGGAGCUGCUGAAACCAGAGGAAAUUCAGGGAAAAUGGGAUCUCCCAGAUCCAGAGAACUCUGAAAGUGAUAACAGUCAAAUAUCUGAGGAUUCACUUGCUGGGAAAGGGCACCAAAGUCUCUCAGAAAACUCUGCAGGUGAAUAUUCCAUGAAGGACCAUGGGCAUUCAAGAGCCAGACCUUCAGCCUCUGUGAGGGGUCUCCCCAUGUACUCAGACAGUAGCUUAUGUACUCAUACAGACAGGAGCUUUUCCUUGCACAGCCUAAUUGGUCCUGAACAUAGGCAAGGGGAGCCUUUCCUUGGCUCUGCUGAUGAGAUGCCUACAGAGACUUUCUGGCAUCCGCAGAAGGCCACCCUAUCUGCAAUAGACAAUGGACAGGGGGCAACGGACAGGCCUAGCCCUAUCAACCACAGAGUGGGAGUCGGGGUCAAUAAUAUUCUGCCAAAAAGCAAUUCAUUUUACCAUGAUCUUCAAUACCAGCCCCGUUGUGAGCAGCUUGAGUCAGAAAUGGAGACCAGCUAUUCCGAACAAAUCAACCCUCUCCAAGGUAUUCAACUUGCAAGAGAGAGCCCCCUGUUAUCUGUGGAUUCCUGGUUUUCUUGCGACUCUAAGGUCAAUCCCAGCAGUCCCUCAGGGGUCAUACAUUCUCUAUGUCCAAGUCCUGACAUACAUGAAACUCAGCCCUAUAGUGAGAAGCCCCGACACUGGCUAAGCAGUGAAGAACCAAGUACCUGCAAACCUCCCCAAACUAGUACUGAGCCACCCUGCAGUUCAGAUUUGUAUGCAACUUCUGCUUCUGAUACAUCCAAGCCCUCAGUUUGUGGAAGCCAAAGACUCCUUCAGCCAGGAGUUGAUGGAUUCUUUCAGGGCAGAGAAAUGCCUGACAUGACCAACCAGGGCAUCUCUGAAGAGUCCCACAAUUCUGACAUGUCAAGUGUGCUGGCUACCUCUGCCACCUCGUUCACUCAUGUACAUAGUAUUAAUAAGAAGGACUGGGCUGCCCUUCAUCAAGAAUAUCUCCUUGAACUCUCUGAUUCUACUUUUGAAGCUGUAGGAGAGCCCAGGCCAGCUUUCCCCUUCCUGGAGGAAGACUCUAGCUCCCUGGCUAAUGCUUCUGAUAAAGUAGACUCUCAGUUGCCCACUGGCCCUGGGUUAUCUAGAAAUUUAGAUUUCUGCUCCUUUCCAGCCCACCUAUCCCAAAUCAGGCACUUAAAUGCAGAGAAAGACCAUGACAGUCUGAGUGCCAACGUAGAAAGUGCUUCUGAUCUCUUCAGUACUGUUGAGAGGAUGAGCUGUAAUGAGGCAUACCCCACAGACAUAGAGUCUCUGACUUCUGGAUCUAUAAAUGCACAGGCCUGCACAGCAGGAAAUUCGAUACCAAGUUCCAUGACAGAAGCAUGGGAAGUCAAUCAGGCCAGCUUGGAAGGGUGCCUUCAGGGUGGCAGACAUUCUGCACUGAAAACUUCCUCUGGGCAGUAUUUCUUCCAGAAGAGGGCUUAUCACACUUAUGACACCUCAGCCUCUGAAGUAGAUUAUUUACCUCAAGAUGAGACUCUUCUCAGGAAAAAUACUCCAGUUCAACCAGGACUAUUAAGUAACAACAGCCACCAGCACCCCCUGCUGGAAGAGAAGGUGGCUUCCCAGGAGUGCUCCGAGGAAGUAGCUGGAACACACAUAGAUGCCUGUUGCACUUUCCCUUCAGGUCCAGAGCUGUUCCUGCACUCUGACCCUUGGAGCUCUUUUCCAUCCUUCCUGCAGUCGCCUUCCCUGGAAACAUUCUAUGUAACCAAAAGCAGGGAUGCCCUGACAGAAACUGCCUUAGAGAUUCCAGCCUGCAGGGAAGCCUGGGUGCCCUCCCCACCCCCUAGAGAAGCCUGGGGCUUUGGUCAUAGUCAUCAAGUCCCCCAGAAAGCUCACAAGAAAAAUAAUUUGCCCAAGUUGUCCCAAAGUCAGAAUUCUAAGAUUGAUUCACCUCAUCAGACAAUAACCAAAAGGCCAACGGAUAUGAAUAUAGGGGAAGUUACUGGAGAACUGGGGAAACUGCCCAGAAAUAUGAGAAAAGAAGAACCCCAUGAUUCUGCUUACUGUUUUGUUGCUCAGAACAGACAGCAUCUCCCUUCUACCAGACUCAAAGCUUGUGAAUGUAGAAAUCAACUUGGAAUUUUAAAUAAGUACAGCCUCUCAGUCCAUGAGGAUGGAGAAGGGGCCUCUGCAUGGCAUCACUGCAGUGUUGCCUUCAAUGGCUCUGAGUCAAAGACUUUGCUCUUCAUUUGUGAUUCUAAGGCAAGUGGGGAAGAACAGAGUCCACUCCUGCCAGAGACGCAGUCCUCUAGUAUGCACAGUCAGUCUCCUCCUGGAGACAGGUCUGAUUUCAUUGGUAAAAUCACCAAUUUAGACCUGGAGAAGGUAAUGCCAGAGGAAACUGCUGUUUCCUUGAAAUCAAGAUCACUCCACUGUCGAAGUAGCCCUGCGAUCAUGGCAGGAGGUAGGAGUCCCACCCACAGGUGGGAGGGGAGGAAUGAAACUGUGCUUCUCAGAGAAGUGAUUUCCAAAGACAUCCGAGAAGAAUUUAGUCUUCCAGGAACCCAGUAUACCUGUGAAAGAUGCCAUCUAGUUAUGUGCUCUCAGGAAAGAAAGCCCACUGAAUGCAAGGCCCAUGGGCAGUCACAAGAAAUACAGUGCAAAGAAAAACCUUUGGGAGAGAAACAGAAUAAAAGGGUUAAUAGUACUGAUGAAAUGGCUAGGCUGAUCAGGAGUGUAAUACAGCUGGAAACUGGCAUCUUAGAAAUCGAAUCCAAGCAGAAUAAGCAACUUCAUGCUUCCCACACGCCAAGUACAGAACUUAUGCUCCAGGACUUACAGGACCAGAAGAAGACUGACCAGGUCCCCGAGCCAGAAAGUUCUGGAAAACAUUUGUGCUUUGAGGAUUAUCCAUCUUUUCCAAUACAGAUAGAAGAUGGUAUCUUUGAAGACAACAAAGCUAGAGAAAUAGAGGGUAACAGUGCAAUUAGUAAUAAUGCUCAGGUCCAGAAGAUCACAGGAAGCCCCUUCAGAUCAAGGGACUGUAAGCAAACAAGGGGGUCUGAGAGAGAGCACGCAUACCCACCACCUGGAGCACACAGACUUGCCAGGGAUACAUGUGGUUCUUUGGGGAAGGGCGAAGCUCUCAGAAAGCCUAGCAACAUGUCCCUUCACCCUAGGAGAAUGAAAGCAUUAGCUAGAUCUCUGCUAUUGCAGCGCAGCCUGGAGAGAGCUGAGAAGGAUGAUGAGCUCCUAAAAGCAUCAGCAAAGUUCCAAGAGCAGACUUGGGCCUUGGAAAGUCUUGAGGAACUGGAGAGUGUGGAAAGUUUUCAGGAAAGCCAAAUUAUUACAGUCCCAAGUGAUUCAGAAUUGGAGGAUGUAAAAACUCCAGGGAGAGUUGAAGAAAUGACAGUGGACAGGGGAGGGAACCUGAAGGAAAAAGAGAAUGUGGAAAUUUCUACUCCCAGCCAGCACUGGAAGGGCACAGUUUUCAGGCAGGAGACUGUCUCCCCAUUCCAUAACCAGAGAGACUUCUCUGCAGCUCUUCCUUAUGGAGAGCUGAGUGGUAUCCAACCCGUGCAUUCUCCAAGCUUCCCAAGAAGCUGUUGUCAUUUCUCUGAUACCAAAGGUGUCUCUUCAUUUGAGAACAUAUUAGAACCUACAAUGUUGAAAACAAAUAGAAAUUUUUUGGCAACUGGAGUAGGGGAUCAGGAUCAUAGUGGGGAGACUGGAAGCAGUAGCCUGCAGGGAAGUGUUUCUGGGGAUACUUCCACCACACACACUCCCUGGGGUGGAUCUGUAACGCCCAUGCUCAUGAGAGCUAAUGGUCAGUCUGUUACAUCAGACAGUAUACAACUAGAGACAGAGGACUGGAUAACAGAAAGCACCAGCUCCCAAGAAGACCAGGAAGGGGACUUCAGAGUUACUUACACAGGCUUGACUACUCAGGAAGGUCUGGGUUCUGAAUCUGAGGCAACUGUACAAAAAGAAACAAAAACCAGUUCUUUGGAUACUGUCUUAAGGCAGACUGAAAGGAGGGUCAGUUUCCUUUUACAAGAAGAUAGUAAUCAGGGUGAAGAGGAAAGGCAGAAGGCAGAGGAGAAGUCAGAAGACCAACAACUUCCUAACUCUGCUUGCUUACCACCGGUGUCUGUACUGAAAGGACCUGAUCCAGAGCCUCUGCUACUACCGGACUCCUCUGUCCAUGCAUCCAUAUGCCUGGCUAUCUUGGCAGAGAUCAGGCAGGCAAAAGCACAGAGAAAGCAGCUUAAUGACUUUGUGGCUGAGGGGACAGUCCUUCCUUAUGAGACGUCACAAGAAGCUGAGUGUUUUUCAGAGGCUGCUGGUAGGUCUCAGACACAGACAGUUACGUUAGGGUGGGAUAGCACCAGGAACGAUGCUAAGACACAAGGACUGCAUGUGGCAGCUCCACCUCCUGUGUUUGCAAACCUCUUGGCUGAUGAGAGGAGAGCCCAGGCCAGUGCAGGGAGCCUUCAACAUGUGCUCAAUCCUGAAACUGAUAGAGGGCCACAGCAUCAUUUGUUGGCUUCUUCUCACAUUAUUUCAGGGCUAGAAGAAAGAUACUGCACUGGAGAAGCAAGGCAAUUUUGUGGAGCAAGAGGAUGGUCUGAUUUUUCUGAAGUCAUCGAAAAAAAGAAAGAAACAUCUAGAACAAUGUCCUCUGUUGGUCCUUUGGACUCAGACAGGCUUCUUUCUAUACUAGCUGUAGAGCAGAAUGAGAGGGUAGGAUCAGAGAAAGUGUCUGUCGUACCUUCUCAAACUUCUUGUGAUGGUCCUGGGAGGAUUCUGCAUGGGCAAAGUCAGUUGGCUGCAUGGGAGACUGCAGAGGAUAUAUCCUUUGGUGGGAAGGACACUGUCCUGGGUCAUCAAAAACCUAGAAGUCUAGAUAGCACAUGUGGAGGAGACUCAGGUAAGGUCUCAGUGAGCACACAGAAAGGAAAAACAGUCCAUUCUGAGUGUCAGUCUGUGAUCCGUACUGUUGAUAAUACUGUGUACCUUUCUCAGCCUAAGCAAGACCAUGUGCAGUGCUCAGAUGCUUCUGCUGGCUUAGAAGGAGUGAAGGCAAGUCCAAAGUCAUGUGUUCUUCAGCCUGGAGCUCCAAGAAAGGUUGAAGCAGAAGCUAACAUAUGGCAUCCUGUCAAGUGGAAGAACGUUGACUCUGGUCUGGCAGAAGUAUGUGGGAGUGACAGCAAAAAUCUAAGGUCAACUCCAUUUAUAGAUAAAAGACCAAGCCUGCAUCCCAGUGGAGUUAGAGAAGAGGCUCCAGGUCUGUGCCCAGAAGAGCGCCUUGUCUUCAAGGGGAACACUGGAGGCAGCAGGCCACUUGGCUUAUCUUAUGGGGAGGAAGAGAAUUGCCCUCACCUAAGUGGUUCUCAGCCUGCUGCUGCUGUUCACGACUGUCGCUCUCAUUCCUCUACUCUGCCAUGUUAUAGAGAUGGUGUCCUUAGGAAGGGAACUCUCUGGGCUGCUCCACAUCCUGACCACUCACUUUUUAUAGUACCAUCUAGGGUCUGCGAAGUGGAUGGAGCAGGAGAGAGCUUUUCCAAAGACUCUCAAGUGUCUUUAGCACAUGGCCUCAAACAUAAAUGUGGUCCAGUAGACAACAGCAUUCCCAACCCACCCACUACAGCUCUUGUCUCCUCUCCAGCUCAAAGCUGCAGCUGCCUUUGCACCUCAGAAAUGAGGGCAAAUUGCCUCACCCACACUGUUGCUAAGGGAAGAUCAGUGGACGGUUCUGGGGAAAAGACAACAGGGAAGAAGGCCAGCACUGCCCCUGAGGAUUCUUAUCCAUCCAGCCCUGCAGGCAUGAGCUCUGAGCCACGAAGAACUCUGAAGAAUAACUCUGUAAGUGAGAAUGUACAGGCAUCACAAACAACACCAGAACAACCUGCGGUGACUCAGAGACCAUAUUCAAAUGAAGAAUCUGUUGACAGUAAGCUGGAGAUAGCAGCUCAGUUUGGGCAUUUAGAAAAUACCAUCAGAUGCUGUUCAAAAAAGAUGCCACCUUCCACUAAGGUCGGGGGUCACAGUUGCUUGGAUUCUCAAGCCAAAUUUGUAGACAUGUUGAAACAUACCUGCCACCCUCAGAUUGAAACUUCAUGGGAAGAGGAAGAACAACAGAGAGACCAGGUCUCAGGAGAUGGCAAAGUCCAUGCCCAGGUCAGAAAUCUAGUAUCUUCUAACAUUGGUAGCUUUGAUGGCUGUCAGACUAUAGAUGGUGAAAGAAAGGAGAUAGUUGUAGCCAAGUCUUCUGCGUCCCAGACUUUCUUUUCAGACUUUGAAGCCCAAACUGAACCAUCACAGCCUGCUGCCCAGACUCCUAGCCAGCUCUGCUCUGAUAGGGAGCAGCUGCCUCCCAGCCACAGGCACUUGCUUCCUGUGAUUGCAAUCUUCUCUGGCCCCAAGCGUGCCAGGUACUCCCCUAGACCUCAGUUUACUGUGGUCAGCUCAUCUCGGUCUCUUCAAGAACUAAAUUUGAGUGUGAAUCCUCCUUCGCCAACAGAUGAAGAUGCACAGGGGCCAAAUUGCUUGUGGAGCCCACAUCUCAGGGGUCAUUCCUCCCAAAAGCCAGUAUCAACAUCUCAGAAGUCUCAAGAUUACAGUCAGAAAGCCUCGUGUAACUUGAGCAAUAGCCACACUGAUCACAGACCCUUGAACCCUGUCAUUCCUCCUUACCCAACGUCUUCCACUGUGUCAUGUAUGCCAACCCCUGAGUUCAUGACUACCUGGAUGCCUGGGGCUUUGGAACAGGCCCAUCCAGGAAAGACAGAUAAACUGAGUGUCCAGGGUAUGCCAGAGAAUUGGCAUUCUCAGGUGGACAAAGAAAUGCUGCACUUUGAUUCUAGUAACUUAAGUCCCUAUGUCCUGCCCUGGUGUCCACAGGGACCUGUGCAUAUUGGUUGGAAGCAAUAUGUGUUUGGAAGUGCAGUUGAUGUCUCUGGUAGCCAGAAAUCUCAGUGCCUAAUACAAUCAAAAAUGGCUCAGUGUUCUAGCAUGGACAAUGUCCUAGAAGACAAGAAAUCUCCAUUUCACUUCCAUCCCAAGACUGAUGCCCAAACCCAGGAUUUGCAAAACAUACACAGUGGCAUUGGGAAUGACCAGAGUUCAAAUGAGCUGCCUCUGGCUGGAGGGAGUACCACAGCUCAGGUAGAUGAGAUUAUAUUACUCUGCCCACCAGAGACAGGCUGUGCUGGGGGGGAGGCCAGUAUGAAUACCUUCGAGCAGGGAACACGGACCCUGGGCAGCAGGCUUCACUCAAAUUGCAUUGAUGUCUCUGUUCAGCCUGAUGCCAGGACAAUGUCAGACUCUGAUCUAGCCUCCUGGACCAGGAUGCACAACCUGUCUCUCCACCUUUCACAGCUUCUGCAUAGUACUUCAGAACUGCUUGGGAGUCUCUCACAGCCAAGUGUGGUCAUAAAGGAACAGAAUGGCAACAGUGAAUCCCUAGAUGAGGCCCAACAGGCCCUUAUGAUGGAUGGUUCUACUCAGACCACUGUGGAUGAGGGGAUCCAGACAGACCUGGCCUUACCUCCUCUGGCCUUCCAGGCGCCAGAGGUCAAGUCAGAGGAAGUCAGUGUGAUCCUUCACGUGAUGGACUCAGGUAUUACCACUGUGGCUCAAGAAAAGGGAGAUGUCCCAGUGGUGUUUCAGAAGAAAGAGGCAGAGGAAGCAGCAGAACCCCCAGAUCUCCACAAAGGAAGUACCCACGUUAAACUGCAGAGCCCUCCUGUGACCUCACCACACUUGAGGUUUCAGAAAGCUGAUUUUGGGCAGAACUUUACUUUCAUGAACCCCCCAGCUUCUCCUGAUGGUUCCCCACUUCCCAGUCUGCAGCCAGAGGAAUCUUGCAUGGUGGUCAACAUGUCCAGAAUCUCACACCACUCAAGGCUCACCCUUGGUGCUUCUGAGUUCACCCAAGAGCCUAGCACCCAGAAUAGGUUGGGCAGCUCGAGUGCUGUGCUGGUGGAUAGGGCGUCCUCUCCAAUCCUUACAUUUAGUGCCAGCAUCCAGGAGCUGAGCAACCCCUUAGCCUGUUUGACUCUAUCAGUUCCCUCGGCUCAUCCUCUUGAAAACUUCCAGAAGCUUGACAUCAAUCCAGACCCUGAAGUUGGUGACCUAAGACCUCCAAUGGGUAAUUCUCAAGCCACUGAUAAGGCUGGCGUCUCUCAGAGAGCUGAGUCUGUGGACAGAGAAGUCAAGAGCCCCUUAGGGAAACGUUCUGAGAGAUUGUUUCUUUAUUCUAGCUCCCCUUGCAGCCCACAACAGAGCUCUAGUCCCCAGGUUAGUUUCUCAGGAAAGUCCCCUCAGCAGCUUCAGCUCAAGAGCACCACUGGAGACCAAAGCAAACCACCAUCUUCACCACCAAGGCACAGGAUCCUUGAUGAUAGCGUUGUGUCUGAGACGGUGGCUUCCACAGAGCAUGGUCCACCAAGCAGUGGGAGGCCCAGUCAGUGCCAGGGCAGGGCAGCAAAUGAGGAUGGGAAGUCAGUGUUUAUGGAAGAGCCACAACCCAACGUGGACCGACCUUCAUCACGGAGAGGUCUUCAGCCCCUUAGCCCUUGUCAGAUCUCUGCUACUACAGGGCUUCAAAGUCCUGCUGUAGAUCCACCUCAGGUCUGCCAACCUGUGGAGCUGCUCUGUCCUGGUUCACAAAAGUAUGUGGCCUCUGGUCCCCAGCAUCACAACCUCAGGGACUUCUCAGUUCAUAACAAAUUUAAUAACUGGUAUGGAGUUCAGGAUGGACCUUGCAAAAGUCUGCAUGUAGGUGACAGUUUAGGGGUCAGAUGUGACUUGAGUUCUGUAGGGAAACAAAGGCCCCUGCAACCUUCUGACAAAUACAGCCAGGAACCCGAGUACCUACGAUUGGAACACAUCCCCUUACAAGCUGGGGUCCAGAAGCCUUCACUCAGUGUGGAACUCACAGAAGCAAAACUACACCAUGGCUUUGGGGAGACAGAUGCUCUGCUGAAGGUGCUGCAAAGUGGGACAGGGGAGGUGUUUGCUCCUGAAGAACCUGCUAUGCUCUCCCAUGAGGAGUUCUACACUAGGCAGAAAAAGACUUUUGAGACCCUCAGGAGAGAAAGGACUGAGCGACUUCAUAACUUUCGUCGGACACGAAGCCUCAGUCCCCAGAAACGACUCCGCUUCCUGCCCAGCAAGGACCUCCCCACCGGGGAACUUGACUUGCCCAGCAGACGCCAAGAGUACCUGCAGCGCCUGAGGAAGCAUGUCGUGGAAACCACUAGAAUCCCAGAACCAGCACCAAGAUUAGCCUGCCCUCCCUCUGACAUUGAGCUCAUGCUUCAAGAGUAUCGUCAGGCCCGUGAAGAGGCCAAGGCAGAGAUCGCACAGGCUCGAGAUCGGCUCAAGGAGCGGAGUGAACAAGAGAAAAAGAGAAUCCGCCAGCAGAUCAUCUCCCAGCUGCUGAAGGAAGAGGAGAAACUACAGAUUCUAGCCAACUCCAGCUCCCUGUACACCAGUUCCAAUGGAAGCCUAUCUUCUGGUGCCACGUCUGAUUACAACAGCAGCCCAGCCUUCUUGGGCCACCUCCAGUCCCUAGAGGUUUUGGAGGACUCUCAAGUGCCAGAUUCCCAAGACACUUGGAUAGGGGACUGGCGGGGCCGGUCCACAGUGAGGAACAGUUACCUGUAUCUGACUGGGUCUUCCUGGAAGAACUUAGCUCACAGCUGCAGAGCCUCGAUGGGUAGUGGCUGCUGCUCUCCCUCCAGCCUGUCCAGCUUAGGAACCUGCUUCUCCUUCCCCUACCAAGACUUGGCCAAACACAUUGUUAACACAUCAAUGGCUGAUGUAAUGGCUGCUUGUUCGGAUAAUCUCCACAACCUCUUCAUCCGCCAGGCAUCAGCUGGCUGGAACUAUCAGGGUGAGGAGCAAGAGGUACAGCUUUACUACAAGGAAUUCUCUUCUACUCGACAUGGAUUCUUGGGUGCAGGUGUGGUGUCCCAGCCACUCUCUCAAGUGUGGGCAGCUGUGAGUGAUCCCACUUUGUGGCCUCUGUAUCACAAGCCCAUCCAGACAUCAAGGCUACAUCAGCGAGUGACCAACAGUAUCAGCCUGGUGUACUUGGUGUGCGACACCACACUGUGUGCGCUGAAGCAGCUACGAGAUUUCUGCUGUGUCUGUGUGGAAGCCAAAGAGGGACACCUAUCAAUCAUGGCAACUCAGUCUGUGUAUGAUGCAUCCAUGCCAAGACCUAGCAGAAAAAUGGUCAGAGGAGAGAUCCUUCCCAGUGCUUGGGUCCUGCAGCCUGUUAUCUUGGAGGGGAAAGAAAUAACCAGAGUCAUCUUCCUUGUCCAGGUGGAGCUGGGUGCACCAGGCUUCCCUCCCCAUCUUCUCAACUCCUUUAUCAAACAGCAGCCGUUGGUUGUGGCCAAGCUGGCAUCUUUCCUUCGCCGUUAGUGUUGGGCCAUGGAGACAGCACUGCUGAGGUGUAGGCCCAGGACACCUGAGACUCCAGCUGCUUCUAGACCCAGAGGCAAGAGGAGCCAGCAACCAGUACUUAGUACCUGGUUACCUCUGAAGAGUGAGCAACCUGAAGCUUCUGGCCGUAGCUGUCCAGAGGAUGAAAUCAGCUCACCUUCAGGAUGUCUCCCCUUUAUUCCUGCCUCUGGGGCUCAAUGGCACCAAGUGUCCAAAACUGGAAAAGGCCCGCAGAGCUGGAGACUGCAGUGCUUUGGCAAGGUGCCUUCUUGGCAGGCAGGCACUGGCCAAGGUGCUCUGGAUCUGCCUCCAAAAUUCAGUUCCAUUUUGUGAUGGCGUGGCAGAAAGGACCAAAAACCAUACAGUUUAAAGAAUCAUCUACACAAACCAAA